AUGGCGGUCCAACGCAUCAACCGCUUGAUCCGGAAGAUGGAUAUGAAGCAAGUCAAUGCCGAAUUGACUUCUCCCAUGCGUGCCGAGACGAAUCCGGGUGUGUUUGUGUGUGAAGUCUCGCUGGCCGAUUGGACACGAUAUGUGAAAUGCGAACACCACGUGCUCAUGUCGCGCGCAAUGGCGUGGCACGAUGGCAAGAUCUACAUUGUCGAAUUGCCUGGGUGGAUUCACGAGAGUUUCUCGCGCUCUCUAGACUUUGCUGUGAUUUCUGCCACGGGUACGGGCGAAGAGCACUUGCUAUCGUGUGGAUCAACUUACGUGGACGCUCUUGCGCCCAUCGAGCCAGAUUCGAGCUUUGGUCCUGCCCGUGGAUUUGGCGCAACGCUGCCCCAUGGAAUGACCUGGGGGGAGUAUCACACGCUGAAAGUGGAAGUGGGAGUGACCAGAGGAUGGCCAUGCCUCGACGAAAGAGCCAUGCAAUGGAGCGCUUUUCCUGGAGUCGAAUACAUCCUCCUCAUUCGGCUGUCCCCCGAUCUGCAAGUCCACCAGUACAAGCUGCAUGCAGUGGUCGAUGGCACCAUCGUACCGACGGUUGCGAUACCUAUCGUCAAUCCCACCAACGUGGUGUUGGAGUCGCGCCGCCUGUUGGGGCUUCCAGCACUUGCACCGAUUCCAGCUCAUUUCACGGCCCCCCCAUCUAACCAUUGA
Molecule: messenger RNA, 708 nt
Organism: Aphanomyces invadans
Lineage: Eukaryota; Oomycota; Saprolegniomycetes; Saprolegniales; Verrucalvaceae
Exons: 1
Coding region: 1-708 (235 amino acids)
Source: RefSeq, a predicted model, not a curated record